UAUGCCAUAUUUCCACGUCGAUGAGUUGUUCCUUUCCUGAACCGCCAGGUCGCGAUGCCCAACAGCUGAGCGGAAUAACCUGCGGGAGAACAGCUUCAGUAGCGUCAGGUAACCAUGGAAACACGCCCGGAGUAAGCAAAGCAGGUGUCCCAUAACUCCGCGUGUAACACAUCCAACGCUUUGGGGUAACGAAACAGAUAGAAUAGAAGAGAUUAAAUUAGAUAUUAUUUUUCGACCGUUAACGUAAGGUUACGGAUAAUGUUCAGGACUAGUUAUCAGGGUGGAGCAGUGGUGGAAAUCUUCAGUGGACAGGGAAAGGACCCUGUAGCUAAAUGGAAACUUUACGGAGGCCCGUCAGCCAUUCAUAAGGAAUACAAUAAAGAAGUGAAAGGCUUUGUUUACUGUUUGGAGGGUAGCAGCCAGACAGUAAGGAUGCAAAUGCCAGAGAAUGGGAAAAUGUCUCUGGGACUUCUUCAACGUUUCUUGGUCCUUCAAGUGAAUAUUCCCCAUUGCAAGGAUUUUUCUAUUGAGCUAAUGAUAACUGAUAUAGAGCACCGGAAAAGAAGAAUUCACUUAUCAACAGUGCAUAAAGAGUUGUCUGCCACACUUUUGCAUGCAAGGAUACCUUUUGUAGGAUUGAAACGCAGUAUUUGGUCUACUUUGUGCAUCGACCUUGAAUCAUUCACCGGGGAACUGUUCAAGGGCUUUUUGACACUGGAUGGCAUCACGUUGUUUGCCACCUGUAAAGUCCGCAGAAUCUUCACCAUGAAAACAGAGCCUGCAGGAAUGUCAAAUGAUGAUAUGUUUCUUAGUGGUGCUGGUAUUAUGGACUUGAUACCUCGCAGUUGCCACUUCCCACCAGAUGUUACCCACGUCACUCAGGUGUUGAAUAUGGAUCAUUUGCGGAAAGCCGACAUGAGGCCUGGACUGUUGAGCUCUGACUGUGUUCCUGAUCACUCGACCACGGCCAUAUCAACUGGUUAUCGACGAUCCAGGCCCCAGGGGGUUUUACACAAAGCCUCAGGCUCCCCACUUUCAGGGCCAUCCCCUCAAACUGGAAGAAACAGCAAUGCAGCCUCAGACGGAGUGGAGAGAAAUGGAUCCCCGUCCAGAAGAAUGGACCAAAGUGAGAGCCUUGCCAAGCUGAGGGAGAAUUUAUCCCACGGAGAACCUUCCCCCAUUCUUAUUGAGGGAACACUUGGCACGAUACAGCCCCAUCCCCCGAGAGACAAACAGGGAUAUAAGAAGCUACGAGUCUACGGCGCUGGAAGAGAGAGGCCAGUAUCGUCAGCAACUCCAGACGCUGUACCUGGUGGCCAAGGAAAGAUAACUAAAACUAGGAAGAAGUACACCGCUUCACCCAGUUGGCAAGAGAGCAAGCAAGAACUUCUGACCCGAAGAGAAAAGACAGAUCACCUAACAGCAGAUGUGUAUAGCCUGACUCGUGCCAAGGAAAGUUCAGAAGCUGCUCCCACAGCAGCAGAGCCUCUCUCCUGCUCGAUCUGUCCAGCUUUUUCUAGUGACCUGCAGGUCUUGAGCAGCUGGGAGAGUAAUGAGGGGCCUGAGCCCCAGCUCACUCUGCAAGGGGAGGUGUUCACUUUCAAACCGCAGCCCCACUCACCCAAACCUGGGCAAGUCCAGGGUAACCAAGAGAUGACCGGGAUGGGAGAUGAUCAGCUUCGGAACCAAAAUGUUAGGCGGUACGAGGCCCAGCUUGAGGAUGACUUUAUCGGCAGUGAAAGUGAUGAGGAUAAGAACUACAACACGUUCAACCCCAUCACUCCCAGAUCUCCCAGUCCAAUUCUAAAUGUGCAAGGGGAAGUCCAUCCUGAAUCUCAUAACAUUGAUCAAAUAACACCAAAAGAGCUCAAUCCAGCUACCACCGGUAUGCCGUCUCCAUCCAGUGCGAGAGCUGAACCAGCUGGGAUCGCCCCCACACGCUGCCUCUCACCCAGUGCAACACCAAGCAGACAGGAAGUCAAGUGUGCCACGUGUGGAUCAGAGGUGGUGAACCAGGUUGUGGAUGAGAACAGCAGUGUACCGCUUUCAAGGAGACUCCAGCAAGAAGUCAAAUUGGAUGACUCCACACAGCACAAGGUAAUCAUUUUAAAGGCAGAAGAGAACGACACACUGACGCCUGUUGACUGCAGCGAUUACAACCUACACAAGGUUAGCCGUCUGCGGAUGCACGGGGAUGAUGAUCACGAGCUUCGAAUGCUGGCGAGUCUGAAAAGAGAGCAGGAAGCAUAUGAAUGUCGAGCCUCAGGCCUCAGUGCAUCGCAGAUCCACCACUGCAAUGUCAGCAUCAGCAUGAGCAGUGACGACGCCUCUACCUGGACCCACAUCUCCAUGAUCAAGCCAGCUAAUCAAGGUCACCACUAUCAGAAGGAAAUGAACCCCCUCCUGCAAUCAAACCCCAGGGAGUGGAUGGACGUGCUCAGCCCUCCCAUUAUGCCUCCGAGCCAGCGGGGAUGGUCAGGCAGCAGUCGGAACCAUUUAGAAAAUCUAAUCGGAGGACGGGAGGAGUCUGUGAAGGACGAGGAGAAGGAGGAUGAGUAUUUGAAUCUGCUCUAUGACCCCUGCCUGAACUGCUACUUCGAUCCAAAGACUGGGAAGUACUAUGAACUCGCUUGACUCAAAGCUUGAGAGAAUCUAAAAGAAGAAAUCAGAAGUUAUUGACAGUGGAUGAAUGGUAUCAUCCCCUUUUGAAGGCCUAUAUAAAUGCACCAUUCACAGAAAUGUUGCUGCUUUAAGUUUUUGUGACACUAACAAGGGGAUAUGUGUCUCCAUAAAUAGUCAUAUUGGUAUGUAAGGGAGAGGAACUCAAUAAAUAAGACAGAUGCUUUUUGCAAUAAAUAGAGUCGUUGCCCUUUUAGUAGCACAUCUGAUGGUAGAAAGAGUAUGUUUUUAAUUCUUGGUGAGCAGAUUAAUGUCAUCCUUUUGAAUGAACUUCCUGGAGUUUCUUUUGACAAAGAGGAUUUCUGACAUUUAAGUUUUGCUUGGAUUAGUAUAACAGUAAAGGACAUUUAUGUUCUUUAUUUAUCAUUAUUUAUUUUUUAAAUAAUGUAAUUAAAAAUAUGUGGAUAUUUUGAUGUAUUG
Molecule: messenger RNA, 3099 nt
Organism: Pseudoliparis swirei
Lineage: Eukaryota; Metazoa; Chordata; Actinopteri; Perciformes; Liparidae
Gene: cfap20dc
Product: CFAP20 domain containing
Exons: 17
Coding region: 259-2634 (791 amino acids)
Source: RefSeq, a predicted model, not a curated record